Messenger RNA from Thunnus maccoyii (southern bluefin tuna), 3705 nucleotides. Its product is annotated as acidic amino acid decarboxylase GADL1-like. The record is from RefSeq and is a predicted model, not a curated record. NCBI's taxonomy places the organism in Eukaryota, Metazoa, Chordata, Actinopteri, Scombriformes, Scombridae. Gene Ontology annotation, molecular function: carboxy-lyase activity; pyridoxal phosphate binding. Gene Ontology annotation, biological process: carboxylic acid metabolic process. The coding region runs from base 1513 to 2925 and encodes 470 amino acids. Gene Ontology annotation, cellular component: cytoplasm. The transcript has 15 exons.
ACUGUCAGUCAUUCCUCAGCUGCUGGUGUGAUUCACUGGGAGCGGCUGCUUUGUCAAUUUGCUAAAUUUCAACAGUUCGGCUACAUACAGACGGCUUUAGCUUGUACUUGUGACAAUUCACCAGAGCUCUUGCACUCAUGACCUAUAGUAAGACAAAGUCCGAUAUAUUGCUUCAUUAGAUAAAAUGUGCUGAAUGAGGCUGGCGCAUCAUUAUGUGGGUCUAGCAAGCAAAAGGUAUGAGUUAUGACUAAUGUUUUGACAAACUCCUGCUAAUAAAAGUGCACUAAACUUUAGUUGGUGGGUUGUGAGCUAUAAACUAUUUGUUUUAUUCACAGAUUUUAACCAAUGGAUUUUCCACAUUAAAGCAGAACAUACCAUCCUGAUUGCUAACAUGGAAAUUUACUUUUUCUUCAAAUGCUAUGUCGUAACAUUGUGUUGCAAAGUGUGAGUCACCAGGAAGAUCCGAGGUGUGUAUAAAUACAGACAUCUUAAAGCAGCAAUGACUUGCAGAGAGAACAGACAGUACGACAGCAUCAAAGUUAAGAAUGGCAUCAACCAUGGAAAAACACCAGAAGGAUUCACUAACAAACACAAGGCAGGUCUGUAUAAGAAUAUUAUUUAAAACAGUCAGACUUCAGUGAUACUUAUAAUAAUGUAAUUUCAUGAUAUAUCGUGACUUUUUUCAUUCAUUUAGUAGUAUUUAUUUCAUAGGCAGCAGGGAGGGCUGCUUCCACCUGUAACACCUGGUGUGGGCUGAUUUUAGGUCAACUGUUUUGCAUUGAUGAGGAAACGCAACUUUAAAGACCCAAAUGAUCAAGUGUGUAAGAUGUGACACCAGCCUGACAACCUAGAGCUCUAUGUGCGGUAGAGGCACAUAGAGAAAGUGAAGAGAAGGUAGGAGGAAGUAGGAACAUUCUUAGCUUCAGAGAGCUGUAGGGGGUGAGUGUGUUGUUUUAAUUACAUAAUUAAAUUUAAUGUAGUAUGUAGGGCAUGAAAAAGUUGUGUUCAGGUAUAGUAUAUCUGAACAAAUGCAAAACAAUUCUUUCUCAAAAUACACCCAGAGUUACUUUAAAUGCUUAUGAUGUACUGUAAAAAGUUCAACUUCAAUAUAAAGGCUAACAGGAAAAGUGCAAAACACCAGGAAAAAGAUUGGUCACUGAGUCAUGUUGCAGUAACCUCUAAACUGAGGUAACAAUUAUUCUUGGCACACAUUUCCCAGAAGACUUCAGGAAAUAAAGUGAUGACACUGACACCAAGCGUGAUAUUGUAUUUUAUUUUUAUUUUAGCUGACAAAGAAAAAUUGUAAUUUGAGGUCAAAGGCUUUAGAAAAAACGUGAUUUUUGACCACAUAACACAGACAGUUUUGUAUUUUCAGAGGAGAAUUGCAGUAAAAACCAGAGCCCCGAGGCAGACUGUGUGCAACCAGUGAAAUGUCCUGUUGUCAUAGACGACGUUCCCCUGAAUGGCCCCACUUUGAACGUACAUGCAGCAGAGGGCUUCAUCAACCAAGCCAUGGCCAUCAUUAUGGAGGAUGCGGUGAAAAAGGCCACUGAUGUCCGAGAAAAGGUUUGUGAGUGGUGUCCCCCCGAGCAGCUGAAGGAACUGUUGGACCUUGAACUGAGAGACAGAGGAGAGGCUGAGUCCCAGAUCCUGCAGCGCUGCAGAGAUGCCAUCAGAUACAGCGUCAAGACCACCCAUCCUCGUUUCUUCAACCAGCUGUAUGCAGGGAUGGAGCCCUACUCCAUGGUGGCAAGCUUCGUUAUAGAAGCCCUCAAACCCAGUCUGUACACCUAUGAGGUGGCUCCUGUCUUUACUCUGAUGGAGGAGGCUGUUCUGAGGAAGAUGAUGGAGAUGAUCGGCUGGGAAGAAGGAGGAGACGGAAUCUUCAACGCAGGUGGCUCAAUGUCCAACAUGUAUGCCGUGAACUUAGCCAGGUACCAUCACUGUCCUGACAUUAAAGAGCUCGGCCUCUCUGCUGCUCCACGACUGGUCAUGUUCACAUCACAGGAGUGUCAUUACUCCAUUUCCAAAGCAGCAGCUUUACUGGGCAUCGGCACUAAAAACGUUUACGUGGUUCCAUCUGAUAAAAGAGGGAAGAUGAUCCCCUCGGCUCUGGAGGAGUUAAUAAAGGCUGCUAAAAGUGAGGGUGCACUUCCCUUCAUGGUAAACGCCACAGCAGGGACCACAGUGCUCGGAGCGUUUGACCCCAUCGAGGAAAUCGCAGACAUCUGUGAGAAGCAUGACCUGUGGCUGCAUGUGGACGCAUGUUGGGGAGGAGCAGCUCUGAUGUCUAAAAAACACAAACACCUAUUAAAGGGCAUCCACAGGGCUAACUCUGUGGCCUGGAACCCUCACAAGAUGCUCAUGGCAUGUCUGCAGUGCUCUGCUUUCCUGGUCAGAGACAAAACGAAUCUCCUCCAGCGCUGCCACUCUGCUCAGGCCUCCUACCUCUUCCAGCAGGAUAAGUUCUACGAUGUCAGUUAUGACACAGGGGACAAAUCCGUCCAGUGCAGCAGGAAACCAGACGCCUUCAAGUUCUGGCUGAUGUGGAAGGCUUUGGGAGCCAGCGAACUGGAGCAGAGGGUGGACAGAGCUCUCGCUAUGGCCAGGUAUCUUGCACAAGAAAUCAAGAAAAGAGAAGGAUUCCGUCUGUUGAUGGAACCUGAAUAUGCGAAUAUUUGUUUCUGGUACAUUCCACCAAGUCUGAGGAACCUUCCAGACAGCCCUGAGCUCUGGAAAAAGCUCCACACAGUGGCCCCUGUGGUGAAGGAGCGCAUGAUGAAGAGGGGCAGCAUGAUGGUGGGCUACCAGCCACACGGAGACAAGGCCAACUUUUUCAGAAUGAUCAUCAUCAGCCCUCAGGCCAGCAGUCAGGACAUGGACUUUGUCCUGGAUGAGAUACACAAUCUGGGAAAGGACUUGUGAUGAACUGUCAGUGUCGAUGAAAAGCCUUUCUGCCCCUCUUUAUUCAUCUUAAAGGGACGGACUUGUGGACAAGCAGGUCAUUCUCACCAUCAUCAUCAUACAUUCUUUCUUCUUGUGAUAAUUUUCUCAGUUGUUUUUGGGAAACUGUACCUGCUGGAUUCCACUGAGCAUAUGCUCGUUUACAGAAUAUCCUCACAGUUUCCUCACCUAUGAAUUGAAAUGGCUCAACUGUAUGUCUAUCAGAAGAUGUAAAGGGGAUACUAUGAUUUAAAAUUGUUUUUGUUGAAUGAUAUUAUCUGGGUAGUCAAUGUGUUUAUACCUGUUGCUUUUUUACAUAUGUGGGGACCUCCUGGGACUUAAUCCAGGAUCCCUUGAGAUCCCCAGAAAACGAGUAAUGUGUGUUAAAUGAAGUGAAAGACAGGAAAGUAAUUUUAUGUAGAGGUUUGCCAUGUCUGUCAGGAAUAUUUACGCUAUAGAGACUUUUGUAGUGUUUGUGUCUUAUAUUUAUAUGGUUUGGGGUCAAUAUGCUUACAGAACCUGUGUCUUCAUGUUGCGCUCAUGAGUCAUGUCUCAUGUUGGCUGAUCUUCAGCUGCUCAUUUUUUGUGACAAGUGAGUCUUGGAUUGUGUUUCUGUAGAUAAAUGUGGUUCCAUUGAGGAAAACGUUUUAUAACUGUUUUAAAUAAACUAAAAAUCUUUUGCUUACAAGUGUCUAUGUAUUUUAAUCAAACCCCAAAAAGAAACAGAGGUGACCAUUUAUUCUGUGCAUCAGUAGUAAUAUA